CGUUGCGGCCCCUUGAAGCGCGUUCUCAACCGCAGGGGGCAGUGGGAUUGAUAGGGAUGUUUCCAUCAUGGCGGCAUCCAUUUCAGGUUAUACUUUUAGUUCUGUGUGUUACCACAGCGCUAACAGCAACUCGGAUCAUGAGGGCUUCCUAUUAGGCGAAGUAAGGCAAGAGGAGACCAUCAGCAUCAGUGACACGCAGAUAAGCAGCGUGGAGCUCAUCCAAGUCGUAGAAAUCCAUAACCAUGACCCCUGCGCACGGUUGUUUAGCUUUUACGACUACGCCGGCAAAGUCAACGAAGAACACUUGAACAGCAUUCUCAAAGAUAGACGAAAACACGUGAUUGGCUGGUACCGGUUUCGGCGGAACACGCAGCAGCAGAUGUCCUUCAGGGAACAGGUCGUCCACAAGCAGCUGACGCAGCUGCUCGGCGUGCCCGACCUCGUCUUCCUCCUGUUUAGCUUCAUCUCCACGGCCAACAGCUCCACGCACGCCCUGGAGUACGUCCUCUUCCGACCCAACCGCAGGUACAACCAGAGGAUCACCCUCACCAUCCCCAACCUCGGCAACACCAGCCAGCAGGAGUACAAAGUCUCUUCUGUGCCCAACACCUCGCUCAACUACGCCAAGGUCAUCAAAGAACACGGGGCCGAAUUCUUCGACAAAGACGGCGUAAUGAAAGAUAUCCGAACCAUAUUUCAAGUAUACAGUGCACUGCAAGAUAAAGUGCAGGCGGUGUGUGGGGAGGUUGAACAAAGCGAACGCGUGAAGGAGAAAAUCCAAGAUGAUGUGAACAAGCUGAAAGAACAAAUUUCACUCAGGAAACGCAAGACAGCGGAGGAGGAGAAGCGGCUCCGUGAAGGCCCGAAUCCAGACUCCGCGGCAGACAAUAACAAGGAACCUUCCGGCAUGGGCCUCCUCUCCAGGAUAUCUUUCCACGCACCCUCUGCGCCCGAGCGGCCCAACAUCUCACCCAACCCUCCCUCUUACGCCGACCUCCUGUCCCAAGGUGACUCUCUCCUCUCGUCCUCUUCUCCUCCCCCCACCAGUGCCGCUCUACUUCCCCGCCCUCAAGCCGUGGGAUCGCCAGGACACCCCAUGCCGGGACCGCCGACCGUGGGCUUGGGCACCGCCUCUUCCAAUCCCGUCGGCGCACCCAACUCGCCGUACCUCGGCAACGGCGACGGCUCUAGCUCGGACUCGUUAGACAGGCAAGCCGCGGGGCAGGAGUUUGACGAUGAGGACGAAGACGAGGACAGUAGCGAGUACGAAAACCUGGUGAGCGAAGCCCCUCGCCUGCCCGUGACCCCCGCCAGCCUUUUAGCUCGAAGUCAACCGUCCGGCCUCGGCCCCGACGGGGACACCCGUGGCUCGCAAACCACAUAGAAACACGGCGCCGGGUGUGCGCGGGACACUGACGCACCUUCUCAAGCAAUCAAAAAAAAAGUGCCAGUCCUGAAAGUGAACGGCAUGCGCAGCUGGCAUCCCGCUAUAAUGUAUUUUUUUUUUUAAUUGUCUUAUCUCCAUUUUAAGGGGAAACCUCGUCAGCUCACUGGAAGGGGGGUCUUUAUGUUCUCUGUGUUUGUUUAUUGAACGGGCGAUGUCUGGGUACUUCGUUUUGGAUGUGUCUGGUGUUUAGGGUUAUUCACCUAAUGAGGAUAUAACCUCUGCCAACCAGCAUGUUCCAAAAAAAAAAAAAAAAAGGGCAGGUCCUGCUUCCUUUUUCUUUUUUCUCCACAUUUCACUAACUGGCACCCUCUCUUGCAUCAAUUUUGCACUAUUUAUUGCCUUCUUUUUAACAACCUCUCAAAGAAAAAAAAAAGGGAGAUGAUUAAUCAGCCUUCAUACAUUUUUUUUAAGACUAGAAUUGCUUUUACAUGCACAAUCGUAAGACUUGUACUGUCAUGUUAGUAAUCCAGUACUAAAAUAAUCAUAUAGCAACUAAAUAAUAGAUCAGCCACAUAUGGGUGCUUUAAAUAGAAAUCUAUUUUCUUUUGGUGAGAGAUUGAUUAGACACGAAUGUCAAAAAAAAAAAAAACUGAAAUUGUAUCGCGCUUCGCUGCACUUAACUCGAGAAAAAUGUAUGAUUUUCUUUGUGCUAUACCAAUGAGGUCCUGUCUUGCCACAUGUAUAGUUCUGUCUGACCACUCUGUUCGGCUUUUGUACUUUGUACAAGGCUUCACAGAGGACAUACACAAUGUACUGUAGCUUUACUAACUGGAUGCUUCAGAGGUUCCCUUCUACUGCUGCAACAUAGAGAGCUCCCACUAAACUUCAUUUAAAAAAAACAUCAACAACCUGGCUUCUAUCUUCACUUUACUCUGCUCCUCGUUACGCUUAAUGACCAUGGAGUUACAGUGACGAAAAUAAGUAUUUGAACACCCUGCUAAAAUUGCAAGUUCUCCCACUUAGAAAU
Syngnathoides biaculeatus (alligator pipefish) is the source of this 2414-nucleotide messenger RNA. RefSeq names its product abraxas 2, BRISC complex subunit (gene abraxas2). The record is from RefSeq and is a predicted model, not a curated record. Gene Ontology annotation, biological process: attachment of spindle microtubules to kinetochore; mitotic spindle assembly; protein K63-linked deubiquitination. Bases 68 to 1384 code for a protein of 438 amino acids. The transcript has 9 exons. Gene Ontology annotation, molecular function: microtubule binding; polyubiquitin modification-dependent protein binding. NCBI's taxonomy places the organism in Eukaryota, Metazoa, Chordata, Actinopteri, Syngnathiformes, Syngnathidae. Gene Ontology annotation, cellular component: nucleus.